Oncorhynchus keta (chum salmon) is the source of this 998-nucleotide messenger RNA. RefSeq names its product palmitoyltransferase ZDHHC3-A-like. The transcript has 3 exons. The annotation marks the transcript as partial. NCBI's taxonomy places the organism in Eukaryota, Metazoa, Chordata, Actinopteri, Salmoniformes, Salmonidae. The record is from RefSeq and is a predicted model, not a curated record.
UCUGUGUGUUCCAGAUGUACAUCGCACUCAUCUCCCUCCACUCUCUGGUGAUGGUGGUCUUCCACUUCCUGUACUGCUUCGAAGAUGAUUGGACAAAGUGCAGUUCCUUCUCACCUCCUGCGACCGUCAUCCUCCUCAUCCUCCUGUGCUUUGAGGCCCUCCUCUUCCUCAUCUUCACCUCUGUGAUGUUCGGGACUCAGGUCCAUUCCAUCUGUACAGACGAGACGGGCAUCGAACGUCUGAAGGGGGAGCAGGCCAGGUGGGAGAAGACUUCCUGCUGGGAGGCGAUGAAGUCAGCGUUUGGAGGGCCCUUCUCCCCAUCCUGGCUCAGUCCCUUCUCCGACCUCCGCUGUAAGAGGGAUCCCGAUGACCACGUGGCGCUGCCGCAGGGGGAGAUCGUCGAGGACGACGUCAUAGAGAUACCGCUGGUCUAGUGUCAUGAGACUCCCGUAGAACUAGAAUGAACAGAAUGGCCGUCCCGUAGAACUAGAAUGAACGUCCCGUAGAACUAGAAUGAACAGAAUGGCCGCCCCGUAGAACUAGAAUGAAUAGAAUGGCCGUCCCGUAGAACUAGAAUGAACAGAAUGGCCGUCCCGUAGAACUAGAAUGAAUAGAAUGGGCGUGGAACAUAGCACCCUGGCAGGUUUUGACUGGUGAACUCCUGGGUACACUUGCUUCCAUAGCAAGCCUGGUGUUGUGAUCCAAUAUGGCGUCGUUGACUUGAUAAUUAGGAGGGUGAUUUACAUUUGUCCUAUUUCAGACAUGUACCAGUGUGUAUUAUACACGUGUGAAUUGUACAUUUUUUUUUUUUCUGCAUAUCUCAACUCUACCUGAGACACCCUCUGAGUGUGUGUGUGUGGGGGGGGGGGGGGAUCUGGACUAGGCUUUUAUAGAGAGAUGCCAGUUCUAUUCAUUCUAUUUCUAUACAGCCUCCACUGGUCUAGUGCGGUGUCCUUCCUACAGUGCUACUGCUGCUUGGACCAAAGCCUUAAAGAGAC